AUGCAAUCACUCGAUAACGCAGAUUUUUCCAUUGUCAAUGCCCAAAAAUCCAUUGGUGAAGACAUAUACCAACAGAAAUAUUCGGUUGAGAAGUCGAUGUGUAUUGGAGAAAAUAGGAAAUGGAUGCAAACCAUCGAAAAAUGUGGAAAGGAUAAUGAUAUUGCCAUUGCCAUUACCAAGCUUCAUGCAAUAUUAGAGGCAGUGUCCGAUCGAGUGGAGAUGCAUACGAAUAUGGGCAAGCAGCAUGAUAACUGGAACUCACUUCGAUUGAACUCUAUUAACAUGAUCACUCUCACAGACAAAACUAUGGCCGGACUCGGCGCGAUCAGUUGGGUGGCGAUGCCAGUUUUCACAUUAAAAUUGUCGUCAUGUCUGCUGUUUUUUGCGGCUACAAGGAUGUUGUUGGUGAUAAACAAGUUUCAGCCACCACAACUUGUCGAAGAACAGCGCAAUGCUUCAAGAUUGUUCAAGCAAAUACGCAAAGAAAUUGAGACUCUACUGGCUUUCGAUCAUCAACAUCCGAAUCAAGCAGAUGUGAAUAAUAUGAUGGAAAGAGUUUUAGCUCUUGAUAAAGCAUAUCCACUUCCUUUGAUAGGAGUUAUGCUUGAAAAAAAGAGACAUGGUUCAAUCAACACAAUUGCCAUGCAAUCACUCGAUGACGCAGAUUUUUCCGUUGUCGAUGCCCAAAAAUCCACUGGUGAAGACAUAUACCAACAGAAAUAUUCGGUUGAGAAGUCGAUGUGUAUCGGAGAAAAUAGGAAAUGGAUGCAAACCAUCGAAAAAUGUGGAAAGGAUAAUGAUAUUGCCAUUGCCAAGCUUCAUGCAAUAUUAGAGGCGGUGUCCGAUCGAGUGGAGAUGCAUACGAAUAUGGGCGAGCAGCGUGAUAACUGGAACUCACUUCUGUUGAACUCUAUUAACAUGAUCACUCUCACAGGCACAACUAUGGCCGGACUCGGCACGAUCAGUGGGGUGGCGAUGCCAGUUUUCGCAUUAAAAUUGUCGUCAUGUCUGCUGUUUUCUGCAGCCACAGGGAUGUUGAUGGUGAUGAACAAGCUUCAGCCAUCACAACUUGUCGAAGAACAGCGCAAUGCUUCAAGAUUGUUCAAGCAAAUACGCAAAGAAAUUGAGACUCUACUGGCUUUCGAUCAUCAACAUCUGAAUCAAACAGAUGUGAAUAAUAUGAUGGAAAGAGUUUUAGCUCUUGAUAAAGCAUAUCCACUUCCCUUGAUAGGAGUUAUGCUUGAAAAGUUUCCAGCCAAAUUGAAGCCUACAGUGUGGUGGCCACCUCUAAAUGUUCAAUUCCAAAGAGAGAGCAGAUUACAAGAUCAAGAAAGACAUUGUAAUGGAUGGACUGAUGAAAUCGAAAAUGAAAUGAGAGAAAUUGUUGAAGUUUUGAAGAGAAAAGAUAAAGAAGAUUACAUAAGAUUAGGCAACAUAGCCCUGAAGUUGAACAAAAUUUUCGCUAUUAUGGGGCCUAUACUUUCUGGCAUGGCCGCUAUAGGAUCAGCUUUUGUGGGUUCCUCUUCUUUGGCCAUUUAUAUUGCAGUCGGGGCAGGGGCAUUGGCUACCAUUGUGAAUUCUCUUGAGCAUGGUGGACAAAUAGGGAUGGUUUUUGAAAUGUACAGAAACUCAGCAGGUUUCUAUCAGCUUUUGGAGGAAUCAAUUGAAUCCACUCUUGAAGGAGGAGAAUUGGAGAGAAGAGAAAACGGGGAGAUAUAUGCAACGAAGGUGGCUUUACAAUUGGGAAGAAGCUUAAAGCAGCUCAAAGAACUAGCCACGGCAUCAGCUUCCUCGCGUAAAAAUGGAGAGACCAUUCAAGAAUUUGCAAGCAAGCUUUUCUGA
Fraxinus pennsylvanica is the source of this 1842-nucleotide messenger RNA. Lineage: Eukaryota; Viridiplantae; Streptophyta; Magnoliopsida; Lamiales; Oleaceae. The record is from the annotation of a GenBank genome assembly.